CUCCCUCCCUCCUCCUCCUCCUCCCUCCGCCCUCAGCUCCGCUCAUCGAUGUGACGCCGUCAGUACCUGAGGACUGAAGUGUACCUGUGGAUCCUGUCCCGGCCGCAGCACUAUGGGGAUCUCCGCGUCCAGUCUACUGGAUGAGACCAAAGCCAAUUACAUCAAAGAUCGGGCCGAGGCUGAGCUGAAGGAGUUCAGUCCGUACUACAGGAAGCAGUUCUCCGUGGCUCGUUUCUCUCAGGUGGAGGAUGACCUGGAGCAGCACAAAGAGCAGAUCACGCAGCUGCUCAUACAGAAGGAGGCUCCUGAGGAGGCGGAGGUGCUGUACGAAGAAGGCGUCUUUUAUUUUGACGACACCAGGAAGUGGAGGGAGCGCUAUGUGGUGGUGAGAGCCAACUACAGCCUGGAGUGUCACGACAGCCUGGAGUCUUUUGUUAAAGGAGUUCCUCCACGCCAAAAGCUGCUGCCUACAGGGGGCGCCGUUCUGACCACAGAGGAGAAGUACAUGUCCAUGGUGGACAAGUGCUUUCCUGAUGACACCAACGUGAAGGAGGACUUUGCUCCUCCUCUGUCAGGGAUGCCCGGACAGUUUCCUGUGUACCUGCGCCUGCCCUACAGGAGAGACUCCUACUUCUGCUUCAGACAGCAGGCCAAACAGGAAGCCUUCCUGUCCAUGCUGUCGGACUGCAUCAGACACCAGAACCAAGACUUCCUGAAGAAGACGACGUGUGAAGUGCAGGCCUUCCUCAAAGCCAUCCAGCUCUACAGACAGGACAGAGACCAGUUCGAGGCCUGGGACAUGCUGAUAGGAAGUGAUGUCAGGGUGAUGGGAAACCUGGUGAUGGAGCAGCUGCUGCCGUCUCUUGAGAAGGACAUGCUGCCUCGCCUCAAAGCCAAGAAGACGGAGAAGAAGAGGGUCUGGUUUGCUACGCUGGAGGCGGCCUACAUCCUGGUCCAGGAGCACCUGUUGGAGGGACUUUCAGAGCUGAAGGAGGCGUGUCGAGCGUCGGCCCGGCAGCAGGAGGUCCUGAUCCACUCCGACAUGGACCAGAUCGUGGAGUCCAGACGGCAGCUGGAGGAGAAAGUCCGAGCCAAGGUGUCGGAGCCGGCAGAGAAGCUGUGCUCCGAGCGUGUCCAGCCGUACCUGGCCUCAGUGCUGGAGGAACUCAUGCAGCCAAUCAGCUCCGGCUUCCAGGAGGGACGCCAGCUGAGUCAAAGUCUGAUGGACCAGGUGUGCCAAGACAUCCUGCCGCAAGGAAACGACGAGCAGCUGAAAAGGGCUCUGGCUGACAUGGCGAGGCCCAACCUGCUGAGCUGCUACCAGAAGAUCGGCACCCUGCAGGACAAAGUGCAGCAGCUGCAGGACAGAUUUGGUUUCUCGAACAUCACUGGCGUGAUUCACAGCGCCCAGAUCGACCUGCAGCAGCUCAUUGAAAACGCUGCGUACACGUUCAAGCAGCUGCUCUAUAAAGCCAUCCAGGACAACCCAGAAAACGCCGGCUCUGCCAUCGAAAAGGCCGAACUCAGAGUGCUCAAGCAAUACGACUAUGACAGCAGCACGGUGAGGAAGAGGAUCUCCCAGGAGGCUCUCGUUGCCAUCACUCUGCCCUUCAUCAAGAAGAACCUGGCCCCCAUCUGCAAAACCGAGCUUCAGGGUCUUGACCAGUUCAUCGAUGCUGAUCACUCCAACUUCAUCCACAUUGAGAACGUUUAUGAGAGCAUCCUCCUGCAAACUCUAGACAAGGAGGUCACCAAAGUGGUGAAGGAGGCAGCGAGCCUGCAGAAAUACAACCUGUUCACAGACAGCAGGGACCUGCUUAGUCAGUCCAGCCACUCCAGCCUGUCCUCACCAUCCGUCUCCACUCCAAGCAGCCCUGCCAUGACGCUUGCCUCCCCCACUAAGACUUCCCUUCAGCUGCAGCCUCCCCCUCCUCCUGUGCUCCACAGUCUCUCGUCCACAGCCCAGGAGAAAGCGAACGGUGAGUUGCAGAGUGAAGCGUCGACAGGCGUGGCAGUCAUCGAGACGCCUCUGGGGAAGGCCGAGCCAAAGGAGACAACUCGGAGCGCUGCUGUCGGUCAGGAGGUACCAACGCUCAAAGCAGAAAAUGUCGUCCACACUGUGACGGCCGAAGCAGACACACCUGCCGCACUUCAGACAGCAGCUUUAGCAGAGUCAACCAACCAGAGUGCGAAACAGGAAGUAAAGAUAAAAGCAGCUCCAGAGACUGUGAUCCAAGAGGAAGUGAUUUCUGUCCAAACGGAACAAGCCGCGGCGGAUGUUGAGCCUCAGCUGCACGGUGCAGAUGCUCCGAAAGCAGCAGAAAUCUCCAGUGUUGUAGAAAGCAUACAGACAGAUGCAGAAGCUCCUGAACCAAGUCCGGAUUCUACAGAUGAAGUGGUAAACACCUCAGCAGAGGGUACUGAUCCCCAAACUGCAGCCGGCAGUGAAGAUAAGACGCACUGUGAGAGCUCAGACAUCAAGUCAGAGGCUCCCUCUGCUGGUCAAACACCUGAACUCACACCUGCGGACACCAGCCUUGACCUGAAGCCAGAGGAAGCAGCAGAAACAGUUAGCGUCUCAGACCCAAAUUCUCUGGAUGUGUCAGUAGGAAGCGAGUCGGCUCCCUCAGAUGUGGAGUCCAUGGAGGAAGUCAAAGACACACAGAGCAGCGAGGAAGAAAUGUCGACUACCUCUGAUGUCGUGGAGGACAAGGCUAACCUCACUAAAUCACCUGUGAGCUCAGAUGAUCCCGCUGAACACUCAACGGCAAGCGACGAGCCGGCUCCUCGGGUCCAGACAAAAGCUGUGGGCGAGGACGGCGGCGUAGGUGGGGACAUCGAGGCGGGAGCGAGUGUUGAGCCAUCAGAGGAGGUGGCAGCAGCCUCUCAAUCUCCUGUGCCCGCAGGAGAAGAAACCCCGUCUAGCCCUGAGGCCCAGCCCCUGGACUCCGUCAAGGAGAUCCGAGACCUGGUGGUGGAAGUGAUCGAGGUGGAAGAGCUGGUGCAGCGUUACCCCGAUGGAGUUCCAAAAGAGGAGUGAAGCAUCCCAAUGAGCUGCAGCUUCACCGUUCGGUCUCCUGAAGGGACAGUGAAACAGAAGCUUCCGCCGCCACAAAGAAACACAAAGACGGAAACAAACGCGAAAGCUUCCGGGAACUUUUCAACACAUAUGCAUGAAGUUAUUUAUACACAUCAUUUAAACACAGCAACAUGAAACCAACAGGUCGGGUUCGUCCAGAGACGGCACGUCUUCACACACUGCGGGCUGGAAGCCGAGGGAAACGGCUGGUGUGGCCCUCAGAUGUAUUUUACUGUUACUGCAUCGACAUGUAAGCGGCAUGUCGUCGAGGUGCGUCUCAGGUUAAUCUGAGUCAUCAGUCCAGUCAUCAGUCCAAGCCAUUUCAUGCUCGGGAAGGUAACAAGUCUGUUUCCCUCUGAAUGACACGAAGUGACCUCAGAAUUCAGUUCUGCAUCUCCACCCGGCACCGAACUCCACCCAAAAGCACAGCCCGAGGACUUUACAUUUCUGCUUGUGUUCACUUAAACAGAGAAGACAUGUUAACCCAUCAGCUUACAGAACGAGUAACGAAGGCCAACUGUUGCAAUUCAACACACUCAACUGGCUGUAAAGUGCUGACUGUGCUGGACACACUGCAGGGGCGUAGAACCACAGACGCCGACUGAUGGCCCCACGUCAGCGGAGUGUCGGCCUGGCGUGUCUGGGUCCUGACAGGUUUGUUCAGCUUUGGACUGAACCAGGCUAGCUGUGUCCCUCCGCUUCCAGUCCUGAAUCCAGCUCUGUAACAAUCACACGCACGAGUCGAAUCUGUGUCGAAAUGAAUUUAGAAAUCAGAUAUUGGAAUCUAUUGGACCGCUGUUCAGUGGAUCAAUACCAUUCAAACUAAAGCUGUGCUGUAGGAACAAUUUAUUUCUCAUUCAUGUGAUUUUAUCUCAAAAAAAGUAGCUCAUCAAAGUGCCUCCAGUCACAUGACAACAGAAACCUGCCUUUGUCACGUGGAUGCGGUUGCCGUAGAGACGGGUCAGAGUCUAAACACCUGUGCUGUAGCAUCGUGAGUGCCUUUUACCUGUGUGGAGCGUCUGAUAGAGACGUGGUUAGUGAGACAGUCUGCAGUGAGGACCACAGAGUGUCCACAGGGUGAAUGUGGAUUCAUGGAAACACUGUGUGGAGACAUAAAUAAUAAAACAUGUAAUCAAA
Scatophagus argus is the source of this 4216-nucleotide messenger RNA. RefSeq names its product niban apoptosis regulator 1a (gene niban1a). The coding region runs from base 113 to 3040 and encodes 975 amino acids. Lineage: Eukaryota; Metazoa; Chordata; Actinopteri; Scatophagidae. The record is from RefSeq and is a predicted model, not a curated record. The transcript has 14 exons.